UUCACUGUUCUCCAGAGGACGGUGUCCAGGCCUGGGCAAACAAAACUCCUCUCCUUGUGCACUAGAGGAAGUGUCUGGUAAGAAGAGGAGCUUUCUCAUGGCAAUAAAGGGUCAUGCAUUUCAUGUAGAGUAACUCUGUUUCUUCCCUUUCGUUAUUUGCCAAAACUCUCUUACCUUCUAUUGCGGCUUUCUCCCCUGUAGAGUUAUAAAUGGUGAGUGUGAAGCAAUUUAGAGUACUUUAAAGAAGGAUUCUUAAUGAGCACACUGAUAUCCUGCAGUCACUCAGUAACAGCUGCUUGGGACUAGUCUAAUUCAGCCCUGUAUUCUGGGGUAUUCCCUACCUCCAUGUCCAGGAAUACCUCCUCUCAAGGCAUGUGGCUGUAGUAGCUCACUUGAAUGUAGAAGAAUUGUCCAGAAUGAAAAAAGAUAUACCCUUGUCUCUUGUGGCUUUGGAACACAUUGCUGUGAUGAGAUGGCACUUCCAAUUCCCCUCUUCUCACUAUGAUCCCUUUGGAUAGUCGAUAAAACCUCCUGUCCCACUGCAGCAACCCACACGCAUCUCCCCCCUUCCUGGUACUCUGCAGUUUCCCCGAGAAUGGCUCUGUACUGCGAUGACCACGGGAACCCUGUGUGCGAGGCAGAGACAGAGAAGCCGGCUGCUGAGAUCUCGUGGGUCCCACAGAGCAACUCCACACCCAGAGCAGACAGUCACAGUAACGGGACAGUGACAGUUCUCAGCAGGUUUGCAGCACAUAGCAGCGAUGGGAAGAAUCCUACCUGCAUCGUGUCCCACACAACUCUGAACGAGGCCAAGUCCAUAGACUGCUCCUCAUACCGCACUGCACGGUUUCAUCAGUGUGUCAUCAGCCUUGCUUGUCUGCUGGCCUCCUUUUUCCUUUUGGCUGUUCUUCACCUCUGCAUAUUCUGUGAUGCCAGAAAGGAGAGGAACUCAUAGAAGCCAAGGCAUAUCCAUGUGCAUAGCUGUCCAAGGCUAUUCCUAACUCAGCACCUGAGCAGAGAUGAAAGAAACUCCCUAUAUGCCUCAGUCUCAGCAAUGUGAGAUGUCACCGUGAAUCACUGUGUCAAAGCAUUCAGGCAGAUGAAGCAAACAUCCAUGAAGCAGCCAAUGUAACUGUGCAGAAAUAUGUCAUGCAGGGCAGAUCCUAGCUGAUCUUUGUCAGCUUUCUCUUUUAUCCUUUCUCUAAAGUAACCAUAGAUGUCAUCACCCAUGCAAGUAUCCUUUUUUUUUUUUCUUAAAUAAACACAAUAAGAAAGUAAUUCAUGGUAUAUAGAAGGAAGUCACUCAACUUUAAGUACAUCACAUCCUCAUAUUCAAGUAUCCUAUUUUACUGGCUCAGAAGAAAUUUUCUUGCAUACUAGCAAUAGCAACUUUCUCAAGAUGGUUAUGCAGGGACUGAAGUUAGCUUCAGUUUGAGCGGAUUUAUUAUUUUCAUUGGAAGAAUUCUGUAUUUCUGUAUAAAAAUGACCACGUAUGGAGCCAUCUACUGGAAGACUGUGUAGAGCAGUCGCUAGCGAAGGCUGAGGCCAAAAUGCUGUUGAGUACUUCUGCCUUUUCCUUGUCUGUUGUUAUCAGCCUGGCUAUAUUAUCCACUAGAGGGGGUACACCUUCCUGGACUUUUCCAGUUGAUGUACCCACAGAAGCCCUUCUUACCCUUCUUUGUGCCCCUUAACAAAUCCACUUUCAGUUGGGCCUUGGCCUUCCUGACCUCAUCCCUACACAGCCCAGCUGUUGUCACUGCCUGUGCAUUUUCUUCUUGCUCUCCAGUUUGACCAGCAGGUCCUGAUUCAGCCAUGCUGAUUUCUUGCCUUCCUUUCCUGACUUCCUACACUUGGGGAUGGAGAGCUCUUGUGCCCUCAGGAAAGCUUCUUUAAACACCUGUCAGCUCUGCUCCAUUCCCUUGUCCUUGAGAACAGAUUCCCAGAGGAUUUUGUUGACUAACUGCCUGAUGAGCUGGAAGUUGGCCUUCCAAAAUUAAACUU
Molecule: messenger RNA, 2001 nt
Organism: Centrocercus urophasianus (Greater sage-grouse)
Lineage: Eukaryota; Metazoa; Chordata; Aves; Galliformes; Phasianidae
Product: cell surface glycoprotein CD200 receptor 1-B-like
Exons: 3
Coding region: 596-955 (119 amino acids)
Biological process (GO): regulation of neuroinflammatory response
Cellular component (GO): external side of plasma membrane
Molecular function (GO): signaling receptor activity
Source: RefSeq, a predicted model, not a curated record